Topomyia yanbarensis is the source of this 959-nucleotide messenger RNA. RefSeq lists its product as uncharacterized. The transcript has 3 exons. The record is from RefSeq and is a predicted model, not a curated record. Lineage: Eukaryota; Metazoa; Arthropoda; Insecta; Diptera; Culicidae. Bases 136 to 876 code for a protein of 246 amino acids.
AUCGACUGUUAGCCCUUUCGGUGCGAUCGAUUGCACAGGUGGUGCCGGUGGAUUAGUGUGUUUAUAUUUGCACAAUCGUGUUGCGUUGGCUGUGUAAGGUGUCAGGUGAUAGUAGGAGUAGGGAGAGGAAAAAAAAUGAAAGUGAUACAAUUCAGUUUGCCCGAAAACUUUGAGCCUAAAUCGAAGAUUUAUCGCCGAACAAAGAUACCACGAUGCCUGUGGAUCUCACCGGAUACACUUUUCACAUUGUGCGAGAUUGUGCUGCGGAAGUUGCUGCUGACGGUUGUACCGCGGCGGAAGUUCUGGUCAACCGUUAUUUCCCUGCUACCAUGUGAAACUGCCCGCCAGACCGUCCGCCACCAGAUCGAGCGGCCCGAAGAAUUCAACCGGUUUGAGCGGACUGCCGUCAACUACGCCAACCAUUGGGCUCUGCUAACGGCCACAAUCCAGCGUCAACUGCCGGUGCUGUCAAACGUUCGUGUCGGUUCAUUGGUUCGGAAUAAAAUUACUCAACUGCUGCUGGACUUGGACUGCUAUAGUGGUCGCGGUAGCGCCAGUGAUUGCCAACAGCUGGCACCGUUCGAGUUUCCAUUUCAGUCUGAGUUUGUCGAGCUGGACGACCUAACGAGCGAAUUCGAAACUCAGCCGGUAGUGGCCGCCAUGGAAAGGCAGGCGUUCGAUCCCGAAGGAAUAAAGUGUCACUAUUGCCGUGAGCAAACUGAUUACUAUGCACUUUCGCUAGGAACCAAAGGGCCGGCGGCGGUUCAGCAGCUGAUGGUGACGGGACAAGCCACGUCACAGCAGGUCUUACGCAGCAGCUGUCGGGUGCAGAUUAACGAACUCUUUCCGUGUGGUUGCUGUCAAGCAAAAAUGUAAUCAUACAACACACACACAUGCAGCGAACCGAACUGGGUUGGAUUGUAUGCAGCACUAAUUGAAAAGGAUGUUACUCACCUGCA